Molecule: messenger RNA, 543 nt
Organism: Pelodiscus sinensis (Chinese soft-shelled turtle)
Lineage: Eukaryota; Metazoa; Chordata; Testudines; Trionychidae
Source: RefSeq, a predicted model, not a curated record
CCCUGGGCCAAUCUCCGCUUAGCUGUGGCCCACUAGCUCCGCCUCCGAGUUGCCCUGGGGACGGGACGCCGGGCUCCGCCCAGAGGUGAAGGGCGGCUCCGAACGCCAUGGAGGCGAGCAAGGGAAAACUUACUAUCCCCAAACCAAACCCUCCAGUUGUAGGUGAGGUGACCCAUCACAGCAUUCAGCUCUCUUGGAAUGUGGAAACUACAGAACAAAGAAAAAGACCCCAAGAACAAUGGCUAAAGAUAUCUAUUGAAGAAGAGGACCCCAAAUUACAUACUUAUGGUACCAUUUAUUCGGGAUACGGUAGACAACAUGUUGUGGAAAGUCUUGAGCCAAGAACAACCUACAGAUUUCGCCUGAAAGUCACACAUCCUACAGGGGAGUGGGCUUAUAGCCCAGCUAUCUCUGUAUCCACUACUAGAGAGCCAAUGAGCGGAGAACAACUUCAUAGAGCUGUCAGUAUGAAUGAUGUAGAAGGAGUUCUUAACAUUCUUCAGGGAGGGUGAGGAAAUACUCAGAUUAUAAAAUGUCUAUAGU